This is a messenger RNA of Dichotomopilus funicola, 2496 nucleotides long. Its product is annotated as vacuolar transporter chaperone 4. The record is from RefSeq and is a predicted model, not a curated record. The transcript has 3 exons. Gene Ontology annotation, biological process: microautophagy; polyphosphate metabolic process; vacuolar transport. The coding region runs from base 1 to 2496 and encodes 831 amino acids. NCBI's taxonomy places the organism in Eukaryota, Fungi, Ascomycota, Sordariomycetes, Sordariales, Chaetomiaceae. Gene Ontology annotation, cellular component: fungal-type vacuole membrane; vacuolar transporter chaperone complex.
AUGGUCCUGAUCGUCCACGACCUCAAAACUCACUCGCAACACCUACACUCCCCACGCACCCGCAUCCGCGAUCCCACCUGGCGGGCUCCUCCCGGCGUCGUCGUCAUGAAGUUUGGCGAGCAGCUCCGGUCGAGCGUGAUCCGCGAGUACCAAUGGUACUACAUCGACUAUGACGGUCUGAAAGAUGACCUCAAACACCCCAGCGGGCCGACGCCCCAAACCGCGGCCGGCACCGACGAGCAGCGCACGAAGCCCGGCAAGCUCCCGCGCCGCGAAUGGACCGAGGAGGACGAGAGCCGCUUCGUGAGCAAGCUUGAGUCGGAGCUGGAAAAGGUCCACACCAAGCAGCAGGUCAAGGCCAUGGAAAUCUCGCGCCGCAUCGCCGUCAGCGAACGCGAAGUGCGCGACGUCGUCAACCGCCUUAAUGAACGCGGUCUCAAUCAGGACGGCCCUAGCGAGGAGGAAUUCAUGCUGCUUGAGGAGGAUCUCAGCGAUAUCAUUGCUGAUGUUCACGAUUUGGCCAAGUUUGUGCAGCUCAACUACACGGGGUUCUAUAAGAUCAUCAAGAAGCAUGAUAAACGAACUGGAUGGCAUCUACGGCCCGUGUUCGACACCCGACUCAAGGCGAAACCGUUCUACAAAGAAAACUACGAUGCGUCCGUGGUGCAGCUGUCCAAGCUCUACGACCUGGUCCGGACGAGAGGAAACCCGGUAAAGGGCGACAGCGCGGCCGGCGGGAGCCAAGCCAACUUUGUCCGACACACGACAAAAUACUGGGUGCAUCCCGACAACGUCACGGAGCUCAAGCUCAUCAUCCUCAAGCAUCUGCCCGUGCUCGUCUUCAAUGCGAGCAAAGAGUUCGAGGCGCAAGACUCUGCCAUCACGUCGAUCUACUACGAUAACCCGGAGAAGUGGGAUCUGUACGAAGGACGCCUGAAGAAGACGGAGGGCGCUGAGGCGAUCCGGCUACGGUGGUACGGCGGUAUGCAGAACGAGACCAUUUUUGUUGAGCGCAAAACCCAUCGCGAGGAUUGGACGGGCGAGAAGUCGGUCAAGGCGCGCUUCUCGCUCAAAGAGAAGAAUGUGAACUCCUACCUGAAGGGCGAGCUUCUGCCGGCCGCCAUCUUUGAGAAGGCACGCAAGGAGGGCAAGAAGUCGGAGAAUGCCAUUGCUCAGGAUGAGAGGCUGGCUCGUGAGAUCCAGUGGUCCGUUCUGAAAAAAGGCUACAAGCCGGUGUGUCGGUCUUUUUACCACCGCACGGCAUUCCAGCUGCCCGCCGACGCGCGUGUUCGCAUCUCGCUCGACACGGAGCUUACCAUGGUCCGCGAAGAUAACCUCGACGGGGUUAGGAGGGCGGGAGACAACUGGAGGCGCAUGGACAUUGGGAUCGACUACCCCUUCUCGCAACUCCCGCCUGAGGAUGUCGUGCGGUUCCCGUACGCCAUUCUCGAGGUCAAGCUGCAGACGCAGCUGGGCCAGGAGCCCCCCGAGUGGGUGCGGCAGCUGAUCUCAAGCCACCUUGUCGAAGCGGUGCCCAAGUUUUCCAAAUUCAUCCACGGCGUCGCCUGUCUCUUCCCCGAUAGGAUCAACCUCCUCCCGUUCUGGAUGCCGCAGAUGGACGUCGACAUCCGCAAGCCGGUGUCGCACGACUUUGGGAUCAAGCGACUUGAACACUCGGCCACCACAUCGAUCUCAGAAGACGAAGACGAAGACGAGGACGAAGACGACGAUUACGACUCGGAUGACGAAGGCCGGCUCGCUGCCGGCGUCAACGGCCGCCACGGCGAAACCAGCGCAUCCGGCGCGCGAAACGGCGGCCGGAUCUCCAGUGCGACAGACGUGGAAGGCCAAACCCUGGACCGCCCGUCCGACGCCACCAGCGACGGCGACACGUACCUCUACGACUCGGACGACGAGGAGGACGAGGACCGGCUAGAGGCGGCCCGCCGCGUGGGCGGCUGGACGUACUACCGCACGCGGGCUUCGACGCUGGCCAACUCGGCCGGACGCGGCGCGUGGUGGGUGCUGCAGGCACUGGUGCCGCGGCCGCGGUCGACUGAGGUGCCUCGCAACGCGCGGCUGGAGUCGCUUCUCGGGUCGGGCGAGAUCCAGCAGCGCCGGUUCAAGGCGCCCAAGGGCAAGAAGAUUUAUGUGCCUGUGCGGGUUGAGCCUAAGGUGUAUUUUGCUGCUGAGCGGACAUUCCUUGGCUGGCUCGAAUACUCAAUCUACAUCAGCACCAUCGCCGUAACGCUCCUCAACUUCGGCGUCAAACAGGGCAAUUCCACCAGCUUUAUCGCCGCCGCCGCGUUCACCCUGAUCGCCUUGCUCUCGCUCGCCUACUCGGUCGCCAUCUACCUGUACCGCAGCAAGGCUAUCCGCUCGCGUCGCGCGGCCAAGUACCAUGACCAGAUUGGGCCGAGUGUGCUUUGUGGCGCGCUGUUUGUGGCGGUGGCGUUGAAUUUUGCGUUGGAGGGGAGGAGUCGGGAGUUUUGGUAG